GUUAAUUGUUGGAUUAUUCGUUAUUGAUAAUGAAUUAUAUUUUGAAUUUUAGUUCAAGGAUAUUAAAUUUAAAAUUACACUCUCUGAAGACAUAUUUUUAUUCAGAAGGCUAUGGCUGGCUACUCGAAAUGAAAAAGUGAGGUUAUGUUUACUGUUUACUUUUUUCAGCUUCAAACUUCAAAUUACUUUUAAAUAUUGUACUUGGCUAAAUAAAUCAACUAAAUAUCAUUCUUUAAAAUGUCAGAAGAUAAUAAAAAAGAAACUCCAAAACCUGCUGUCGCAAGAACUGCCACCGAACUUCAGAGAAUGAAACUUGAAAAACUAAUGAAAAAUCCUGAUAAACUAGUAAUCAUUCCAGAACGUUCUAAAGAGAAGAAAAGUCCCCAUGUUCCCGAAUUCGUGAGGAACGUAAUGGGUUCCAGUGCCGGAGCCGGGAGUGGGGAGUUCCAUGUAUAUAGACACCUGAGGAGAAAGGAGUAUUCACGCCAAAAAUUCAUUCAAGAAAAAGCUGAAAAGGAGCUGCUAGAGGAAGCUUACCAUCAGAAAAUUUUGGAAAACAAACUGGCAAGUGAAGAGAAAACUGCUAAAAAGAGAGCGAAGAGGCAGAAAAAUAAAGCGAAAAAGAAACAAAAGAGAUUGGAAAAUAAAUUGAAAGGUAAAAGUGAUAAAAGCGAAUCAGAAUCACAGAGUGAAAGUGAAAAAGACGAUUAAAUUUUUGUUAAUUUAUUGUGAUAUUUUUCAAUCUAGGACCUGAUUCAUAAAAGAACUAAUGUACAUACAUCAUAUAGAUAUAAGGCUCCCUACUCUAGACAUAAAUAUUACGGCUGGGGUGUGGUUUACUAACUUAAAUCGUACCAGCAUUCCUCUUAAAUUCAAAUUCACUUAUUUGCCCUAAAAUUAUAUACAAUGUUUAUGUAAAAAAUAAAUGUUUCCCAUCCAAUCAAUAGUGGCAGCCUUAGUUGAAUCUAUAGCCAUGCGAUAACUUUAUACAGAGUGUUUCAGAAGUAGUGUCGAACAUUUUAGGGUAUUGUCAUAGCCACCUCUAAUACAAGGCCCCGGCCUACGAUAUUGCAACGUCACAGCGUAGGCCUAGAAUCCAAUACAUGAUUGGUUAAAAAGAUCAGCUGGUAUUUUUUUAAAAAUAUUUUUCACCAAUCAUGUAUUAGAUUCUAGGCCUACACUGCAACGUUGCAAUGUCGUAGGCCGGGGCCUUGUAUUAGAGGUGGCUAUGGUAUUGUUCCUGGAUGAUAGGAAACUACAAUGUCGUAUUUCAAGUGCCCAGUGAGAUAAAAAUUCCUAAGUGAAAAAAACAAAAUGGCAGCCAUAAGGAUAACCACUGAAUUUUGGACACUUAAAAUACGGCAUUUGUAGUCUCUUAUCAUCCCGGAACAAUACACUAAAAUGUUCAACAUUACUUACUUCUGAAACACUCUGUUUAGGCCUAUGUCUAGAGUAUGGUGUCUUUUUUUUCUUUAUCAAGUGACUCGAUCAUACAGUUUAUAAUAUAGUGUAAAUAAUAUUUGGAGUAUAUAAUGUUGGUGACAAGUAAUUUAUUCUCAUGAUACUGUACUGUACAUCUAAUUAUCAUAAUUGAAAGUGUAAUUAUUAUACUUGUAAUUUCUCUAAUAAUAGUUCAUUGAAAUCAAUAUUGAUGCAAUGUGUAAUAAAUUGAUUUAAAGCA
Nilaparvata lugens (brown planthopper) is the source of this 1681-nucleotide messenger RNA. Its product is annotated as PRKR-interacting protein 1 homolog. Lineage: Eukaryota; Metazoa; Arthropoda; Insecta; Hemiptera; Delphacidae. Gene Ontology annotation, cellular component: nucleolus. Bases 238 to 711 code for a protein of 157 amino acids. Gene Ontology annotation, molecular function: protein kinase binding; double-stranded RNA binding; protein kinase inhibitor activity. Gene Ontology annotation, biological process: negative regulation of protein kinase activity. The record is from RefSeq and is a predicted model, not a curated record. The transcript has 3 exons.